AUGCAAGACAAUGAACAUUCACAUAAUGAAAAAUCAUCUAAUCAUUAUCCUUUAGAAUAUUUAGAUCAAUUUCUACAAUUAAUAUGUGCUCCAGAUUUAAUUACGAUGGGUUUAUUUCCAAAUGCAAAAGAAAUUACUGAAUCAUUUGCAGUAUGGACAGCAUUAAGAAGAUAUAUUCUUCCGAAAUUAUCAUUAUCAUCAACAACAACAUGUACAACUGAUAAUCGUCAAAAUGCAAUAAUUGUUGUUGGUGAUGGUAUGACACCUCGUACAGCUGCAUUAUGUGCAUAUUUAACAAAAGGUCAAUGGCAAUGUUAUAGUAUUGAUCCAUUACUUCAAUAUGAUACAUAUGCUGAUAUCACAUUUAUUAAUCGACGAAGUUUAACAACAAUUGAUCAAUGUAAAGAAUGGAAAAAUAUUAAAGGUUUACGAAUGACACGUGCUAAAAUUCAAACUGUAUCUAUACAAUGUCGAAAAGCAAUUAUUGUUAUGAUGCAUGCUCAUGUUACUAUUGAAGAUGCUAUAAAUGCUGUUGAUGCAUCAGAAGGUAUUUAUGGUGUUGUUACAUGUCCAUGUUGUAAAUGGGGACCUUAUCAAGAAGAAUGUUUUCAACAAACACCACAUGAACAAUAUAUAGAUAAAAGAUUAUUAAGUGCUAAAAAUCAAAUAAAUGUAUGGUGUUUUCCACAAGGUUAUCAUUAUAAAUCAUCAAUUGAUACUAAACAAAUAUCAAAUGAACAUAAUGUAUGGGGUGUUGAUGCAAAUAUGAUUGAACAGAUAUUAUCUACUCGAGAUGGAGUUAAACAACGAGCUAUUGAUUUAUGGCCACAGAUAUUUUAUAAUGGUAUAAACGCAUUUAAUCCUACAAAUAUAAAUUCAUCAUUACAUGAUGUUAAUAAAUGGCCAUGGGGAUUAACAACAUGGUCACCUAAAGAUAUUUCACCACUGGUAAAAUCAUGUAAUGAUAAGUCAGAUAUAUCAUCAUCUACUGAUGUAUCAAUAUUACCUUCAUGGUUUAAAAAACCUGUUUUAAUUAUUGGAACAAUUGGAGCAAUACGACGAUGUAAACAUACAGUUUUUUAUGAAUUAAAUACAUGUUCUAUACCACCAACAGAAGAACUUGAAGAUAUUUUACGAAUAACUUCCUAUAGAUCAUCGAUAAAAAAUACUUCGGAAGAAAAAACAUUUCCUACAUUAGAUGGUACAUUUCCUUCAUUAUUAAAAUCUGCUGAUCGUAUAUGGACAUGUGUUGAAUAUCAACGACAUUGUCAAGCUAUUUCUGCUUUUGAUUGUAAAGUUGAUCGUAAAAUUAAAAAACAACAUUUACCAACAGAAAAUAUUAAUACAACGGUAGAAUCAUUGAAGAAUAAUCGUGUUAAUAUUUUACUUUCUUUAUUAUCUUAUAAACAAAUAACUUAUCCAGCUGCACAAUUAAAUGAUCAUAAAAAAA
Messenger RNA from Adineta steineri, 1450 nucleotides. Lineage: Eukaryota; Metazoa; Rotifera; Eurotatoria; Adinetida; Adinetidae. The record is from the annotation of a GenBank genome assembly.